Messenger RNA from Eurytemora carolleeae, 1918 nucleotides. Its product is annotated as zinc finger protein 26. The record is from RefSeq and is a predicted model, not a curated record. Gene Ontology annotation, cellular component: nucleus. Gene Ontology annotation, biological process: regulation of gene expression. NCBI's taxonomy places the organism in Eukaryota, Metazoa, Arthropoda, Copepoda, Calanoida, Temoridae. The transcript is spliced from 2 exons. The coding region runs from base 570 to 1748 and encodes 392 amino acids.
AAGUUUUGUUUACCUUCAUUUCAUUUGAAGGUUCUAUGCCAAUUGCCAAACAAUUACUGCACUGUGGUCAAUGUCUUCCAUUUGUUAGGAUAUAUUAGUGAGGGAAAUGCAAUAGUUUUUAUUUCCAACCGCUUUUUUGGUCAGCUGAAAUUGACUUUUUCUAGUUGAUUAAAUCUGGAAAUCCGCGAAUUUUCAAGUUAGUGAAGAAUCUUUUAUAAUUUUAUAGCAAUACCAGAGUAUUAAUGGUGGACUAAGUUACCCAUAUGUAAAUACUCUGGAAUAACUGGAGAUAGUCAAAAGUUACACACUGAGUAUUCACAAUGGAGGUAGUUAGUUAUGUACUUAGUGUGAAUACUCUGGAAGAACUGGAGGUAAUCUGAAGAUACACAUACUGAGUACGCACGAGGGAGGUGGGUAUCCAUGUACUCAGUGUGAUUACCCUGGAACAAACGGAGGAAGUCUUGAGAUGCACAUUCAGAGUAUGCAUCAGUAUCGCAUAUCAAUGUACUCUGUGGAUACACUACAACCAUAGUCAACACUUCAAAGAAAUCUUUACUUUUUCAGAUAGAAUGUCUGGAUCUUUAAAGGAAGUAGUGAAAAUUGCUUUGGAAGAAGCCAAUUUUACCACUAAAGAAGAAAUGUGUACUGUAGAUGAUUCAACGAUGGAAAAAAUCACCAUUAAAAAAGAAAUAUCUACCCUGGAAGAUACAUGCCCAGUACUUAUAAAGGAAGAAGAUACAACGAUAGAAAAAGAUAAUAUUAAAGAAGAAAUAUCUUCUGUAGAAGAUAUGUGUACUGUUUUUAUGAAGGAAGAAGAUGUGAAGUCGGAAAGUACAGAAAUAAAAGAUGAAGUGAUAUUUGAAGAUCCACUACAAUUCAGGCCCAAGAAGAGAAAAUAUGAAGGAGUAAGGUAUCCCUGUACUCAGUGUGAACACCAGGCUUCAACACCAGGAAAUCUAAAGACUCACAUUGCUAUUAAACAUGAAGGAGUGAGGUUUCCAUGUGAUCAAUGUAAUUAUGUUGCAACAGCGGCUAGUGUUCUAAAGGGGCAUAUUCAGUUUAGACACGAAGGAAUCACAUAUCCUUGUACUAAAUGUGAAUAUGUAGCUGCAGCAGUAGGUAAUCUCAACAGGCAUAUUAAGAUUAAACACGAAGGAGUUAGAUAUCCCUGCAACCAAUGUGAACAUGUUGCUACAUCAGCAGCUAAUAUUAAAAGACACACUGAAAGCAUUCAUGAAGGGAUAAGAUAUCCUUGUGAACAAUGUGAAUACAUUGCAACAUCAACAAUUUAUUUGAAGAGUCAUGUUGAAAGUAAACAUGACGGGGUGAGGUAUCCAUGUCAUUUAUGUAAAUACACUUUCGCAUCAGUAAGUAGUUUAAACAAGCACGUCAAGAGUAUACACGAUGGUGUGAGAUAUCCCUGCAAUCAAUGUAAACACACUGCAACAACAAUAGACCAACUAAAGAUUCACAUUGCUAAUAAGCAUUUAGGAAUGAGGUUUCCCUGUAAUCAAUGUGAUUAUAGCGCUGGUACAGCUGGAGAUCUGAGAAUGCAUAUUAAGAGCAAACAUGAUGGAGUAACAUUUCCAUGUGAUCAUUGCGACUAUACUGCGACAAAAUCAUUUAAUCUUAAGUUGCAUAUAGAGAGAAAACAUUCAGGAGCAAGAUACCCUUGUACGCAGUGUAAAUACAGGGGAGCAACAGAAAGUAAUUUGAUGAAACACAUUAAAAAUAAACAUUCUCUGUAACAAAUUUGCUUGUAAUGUGACUUUUAAAUAGUCUGAUCAUUAAAUUUUAAAUGCCUUUAUAACACUAUAUGUACUUUACUACUCAGCUCGUUAAAGAGAAAAUUUCUGUACAGAACCUUUAUAGCAUUGUGAACCUAAACUUUUAUGUUAUAAAUAGUCAUUAUCAUAUA